This is a messenger RNA of Didymodactylos carnosus, 2946 nucleotides long. Lineage: Eukaryota; Metazoa; Rotifera; Eurotatoria; Philodinida; Philodinidae. The record is from the annotation of a GenBank genome assembly.
AUGUCUGUUCGUUCUUCAGUCAUUCUUUUGUUACCUCAAUUGCUAAUUAUUAUUAAUCUCUGUGAAUUACAUCCACAAAAAUUUCAAACUUCUUGUCCUUAUAUUCGCACAUCUAUUAUACUAUCUGAUUGCGUAUUUGAUACUGGUCACUAUUUAUCACUUGGUGCACGAAUAUUUAAUACACGUUCCAUCGAUUUUGUUGGUCACUAUUCACUUGAUUCUACAUCACUAUUACCUAUUCAAUAUAAAUUAAAUACUGAGCCAAUUAAUACCCUUGUCUAUAAUUUAAGUGGUACAUCUGUCUCUGUUGUACCAUUAAUAUUAAAUUGUCCACAAUUACCCGACAAUAUGAUCUUUACAGAAUGUCAAUAUACAACAAUUAAAGUAAAAUCUUCAAAAAUGAAACAACAAUCAGAAUAUGUUCCAGCACAAUUAAGUAUAUUAAAUGUCACAGAUCUUGGAAUACGUUCGGUAUUAUUUUUGCAACCAGCAUUACGUUCAUGUAAAGCGUACGAUUGUGAUAAUCAACUAGUUUAUUUAACCGCCUCAAAUGAAACAUUUGACAUGUCAGUUCGUUAUGAAAAACCUGUGGGUACCGUUUGUCAAUUAGCCGAAGAUUGUAGUUCUAUAAAUGAUUUAGUUCAAUGUUCUCCACUCACACAUACUUGUCAAUGUUAUAGUCAAAAUACAUCAAUUGUUGAUCUCAAUCACUUGGGAAGAUAUUGUGUUGAUUCCAUAGUACAAUCAAAUUGUACAAAAUUUUCACGAAGAUGUUUAAAAUAUUGUGAUUCUAGUCAAACACCCUAUUGUCUAUGUCCACCACAAAUAACGAGAAAAGUACGAAAAACAAGUGGACUUUAUGACUGUGAAUUAGAACGAGAUUCAGUAUGUACAGACAUUGAUCAAAUUGCAAAAUGUCCAACAGGAACCUAUUGUGACGGUUUGAGAUGUCGUACCACACUAUUAUUUGGUGCUAAUAGACAAGACAAUGUUACAAUCUAUAAACGUACACUACCAUUAACCACAUAUAAAAUCAAAAAUUUUCUAUUAUCGUCAACAGUGGACGAUCAAUUAACAUUAAAUGAGAAUAAUGGCGUUAGUAAACAGCAUCAAACAGCUGCAAUCAUUCGAACACUCCUCGUCAUUAUCAUUGCGAUUGUUCUAUUUCUUAUACUUAUUAUACUGAUUAUUGCCAUCUUAGUUAGAUCACAUCGAUCUCAAAUUUCAUCAGCAUCUAAAUAUAGUGAAAAUAAAUUAGAGAGUAAAUCAUCAACACAAUUAUCUAGUCAAUAUAAAAAACAGCGCAGUUUAUAUAAAACGUCAACUACUCCACCACUAUCAUCUUCUAACAAUUAUCCUGAUUCCUUAUCAACAAUUUCAACAAUUAUUAAUGGUCAAUCAACACCAUUUUGUCGCUAUAAUCCACCGACUUCCUUUGAAAAUUAUUUGAGUGUUCAAUCUGGUGGUCUAUUACCACAAUCUCAAUUGUCACCAAGAUUUCAUCGUCAAACGACAACAACAUCACAAUUACGUUCACUCAAUGUAUCAACACCAACUCGAACACCAUCAUUAUCAAGAAUAACAAUAGUUCCCGAUCAUACAAAUAUUUUAACAAAACAUUCAUUGUCAACAAAAAAUUUAACGAAUAAUUAUCGUCGAACGACUACAACAACAUCGAUGAGAAAAAAUAAGUCAGCAAUGCCAGUUGUAACACGUUUACAAAAUGUUUUAGAAAUAAAUGUUAUUCCUUAUGAACGCGUCCCCCAAUUUGGUUUUCUAUUUGAUAUUGAUGGUGUUUUAACAAGAGGUCGAAAAUUACUACCCUAUACACGUGAAGCAUUUCGGAAAUUAGUAGAUUUUAGUGGAAAUUUUCGAAUACCAACGGUAUUUGUAACAAAUGCGGGCAGUGAAUUAAGAUCAUCAAAAGCAACAAAAUUAUCUCAUAUAUUGGGCAUACAGGUAUUACCUGAACAAGUCAUCAUGUCACAUAGUCCAUUAAAGUUGUAUACAGAAUUUCACAAGAAACAUUGUCUUAUUACUGGACAAGGUCCCAUUGCUGAAAUAGCUAAAAAUCUGGGAUUUACAAAAGUCACAACGACCGAUCAACUAUGUGAUGCAUUUCCAAAUUUAGACAUGGUUGAUCAUAAGAAACGAAGAGGAUUCCAUUCACCAUUUCGAGAUUAUUUUCUGCCAAUAGAAGCAAUUGUGUUAUUUGGUGAGCCAGUUCGAUGGGAAACAAAUUUACAACUAGUUGUUGAUGUGUUAAUGACAAAUGGGAACCCCAGUUCUCCGAUUACCCGAGUGCCUAGUCCACAUCUACCUGUUUUAGCUUCAAAUGCCGAUUUAUUGUGGAUGGCCGAGGCACCUUUGCCAAGAUUUGGUCAUGGAUCUUAUAUGUUUUGUUUAGAAAAUUUAUAUAAGAAAAUUUCCGGUCAUCCAUUACAGUACACAGCCAUUGUUGGCAAACCGAGUGAAAUUACUUAUUAUCAUGCUGAAUAUUGCGUUUCAAGGCAUGCACAAGAGUUAGGACUGAGAAAGCCAAUCAAACGUUUAUAUGCUGUUGGAGACAAUCCUGACACAGAUAUUUAUGGAGCAAAUGUUUAUAAUAAUUAUUUACAAACGCGUACAUUAUCUCGUUUGAAACAAGUUGUUACUCAAAAAGCAGCUACUAGCGGUGUUUCAUCAACAACGCCAGCGUGGGGACGAAAUAGUGUUGAAAUUGUGGCAGAUGAAGCUGAACAAUUUUAUUCUGCUGAAAGUAUCAAUUCUGUUUUAGUAUGUACCGGUGUUUAUAAUCAAGAUCAACAACAAGAAGAACAAACACAACAACUUAAUCAUGGACAUCGAGACAUGAUUAUUGAUCCUCUAUUGAAACAACCAAAAUUUACUGUUGAACAUGUACUUGAUGCAAUUAAAAUUGUUUUUGAUACAGAACAAUUUCAUUAA